Molecule: messenger RNA, 477 nt
Organism: Melozone crissalis (California towhee)
Lineage: Eukaryota; Metazoa; Chordata; Aves; Passeriformes; Passerellidae
Product: olfactory receptor 14J1-like
Exons: 2
Biological process (GO): G protein-coupled receptor signaling pathway
Cellular component (GO): membrane
Molecular function (GO): olfactory receptor activity
Source: RefSeq, a predicted model, not a curated record
CUGCACUACGGGACCCUCCUGGGCAGCAGAGCUUGUGCCCACAUGGCAGCAGCUGCCUGGGCCAGUGCCUUUCUCAAUGCUCUGGUGCACAUGGCCAAUACAUUUUCCCUGCCCCUGUGCCAUGGCAAUGCCCUGGGCCAGUUCUUCUGUGAAAUUCCCCAGAUCCUCAAGGUCUCCUGCUCACACUCUAAUCUCAGGGAACUUGGUCUUCUUUCUGUUACUGUCUUUUUGGUAUUUGGUUGUUUUUUGUUCAUUGUUUUCUCCUAUGUGCAGAUCUUCAGGGCCGUGCUGAGGAUCCCCUCUGAGCAGGGACGGCACAAAGCCUUUUCCACCUGCCUCCCUCACCUGGCUGUGGUCUCCCUCUUUUUCAGCACAGGCACAUUUUCCUACCUGAAGCCCUCCUCCAUCUCCUCCCCAUUGCUGGAUCUGGCCCUGUCGGUUCUGUACUCGGUGGUGCCGCCACUCUUCAAGCCCUGA